CGCUGACGUUAGUUACGCCGAAUCAAUAGUAAAUGUCUUCGCUUUUAACUUACUUAAAAUAAAAUGCUGUAAAAAAAAUUGGAUUUAGUCACCCAGUGCUUUGUUACAUAUGGCGGCGAUAGCCGUUAAAGAAAUGAGCACAUUAAACCAGUUGCCGCUAAUAAGUAACGGUAGACUUUUAGCCUGUAGAGAGCCACUCCCCUAUACCACAAUAAAUGACCUAUGUACCAGUUUACCUCCACUUCCGGGCUACACUAUCCGAUGGCACGGAAUUGCCCGUUCACGAUGGGGUGAGGAUGAGGACAUUGAGAGAUUGGAGUAUGGUGCUGCCAACGGCGGAUAUCGUAGAUAUAGCACUAACAUCGCUUCUUGCCAUCCAGUAGCAGAAGAUCCCGACCAUUUAAAGUAUGAAGGAUAUAUGUUCCCAAAACCAAUGCAUCACGAUCUAACCGUUCUACGCAAUUCAGUAUCAAAUACAAGCCGUCGGGUACCUAGGGACUACAAGUGUGAAAUGUUUCCAAGGCAUGAUGCUUCUAGACUUUACGACGGAGACCAUGUUCUUGGUGAGGCUACAAGAAGAGCUAUUGAAGAGAACAAUACACGUUUGUAUUGUACAACGCGUUACAACACCAUCUUUAAAGGUGAGGAGAAAACUGAUUUCAGUGAGACAUGUGAAAGCUAUAUUUCUGCCGCGGACAUAACAUCUUUCAUGGUAGCUAAAGCUCAACGAGAUGCCCAGUAUCUUCAGGACAAUGGUCCUGACUAUAUCGAGACUCCGACAUGUAACCACAUUCACAAUCACCCUGACCCAUGCCACUACUGUUGGUCCGGAGGAUGCAAUACGGGCUUCGAGGCUAAAGUUGCUGAGUUCCAAUCUAGACAAUAUAGUUCAACCAAAUCAACCCAUACUGGAUACAGUGGCGGGAAAACAGAAAAGUCGUCUGCUCAACAUAGCAUUCUCGAUCCUAAAGACAAACAUGAUUGCAGUCUGAUAUCAGAUUUGAAAGUCUCGGGCGGACAAACAGAGAUUUGUAAUUGUUUAAACGAUACAUGUGUAUGCCAUCAGAACAAUGCUGACUUAGAGACAGAACAUAAACAGGGUCAAAUACAAACUGAAAAGGAGCAAAAUGAAAAGAGUAACCCUUCAAACCAAAGAGAAGGUUACAGCACGUUUAAGGACACUUUUGGACCCAGGCAAGAUAACAGUAAAAAUAGAGGUUAUGGGGAUGAACAAAUUAUCUUCACCAACGUGUAUCAGUCCAAACUUCCAUCAUCUAUCCACUUGCAGUCUACACAAAACGAAUACGCCUCAGACUUGGAGAAUCGACACUUUUAUUUAACUCCUAAUCGAAUGUUCAACGAUCAGUUGAAGUCACUUUACCGAGUAAAUGCUGCCACGGAGUUACACACUCCCACGCAACCUUGGGUACCACAGAAACAUAAAGAGGAGGCAUUAAAAAAGGGGCUUCCGCCAAACAUGAAGCAGACGAGACGCAAUAGUUGGAUGUAUAGAGAUGAAAACAACCUGAGGAUACCAUGCAUUGCAGACGUCAUAGGAAGUUCUAACAAGAGCGAUGCUCAUAAAAAGUAUCAUUUAGAACACCCAGAACCUAUUCCAGAUCUGCGAGAUAAUAAGAAGUAUUCAAGACGUGUCAAAUUUAAUGGUUUCAGCUCAUCUGUCUUUCGCUGAUAUCAUCUAUUGUUAGACCUGAAUAUACGUGUAUAUAUAUAUUAAAGAAACGCAUGGUCUUCCUUUU
This is a messenger RNA of Mercenaria mercenaria, 1757 nucleotides long. RefSeq lists its product as uncharacterized. The transcript has 7 exons. The coding region runs from base 110 to 1690 and encodes 526 amino acids. The record is from RefSeq and is a predicted model, not a curated record. Lineage: Eukaryota; Metazoa; Mollusca; Bivalvia; Venerida; Veneridae.